CUGUGUGACUCACGAGAUCUUUGCUGUGCCUUUAAAAGCCGCCCGGCUCAUCCCUCCUUUUUGCCUUUAGGUGGCUGCUGCUGCUGCUGUUGUCUCCAUUUAUUUAGUCUCUCUCUCUCCGGUCGCAACGGCGCCUGCGCUCCCAGGGAAAUAAAUAAAUAAGGCGGAGAGGCAGAGCUGAGCUCUCCUGCGCCCUGAGCCUCGCAGGUCUUUUGUCUGAAGCUGGAAACAGCAGCGGCUGCUCCGCGGAUCCUCUCCUCCGCCAGCCAAGCCAGAAGGGAGCCUCUGCUUGGACCCCCCCACUUAAAUCGCCUCCUUCUCCUGCGAGAGACAACAAAAAAGGGAUUUCCCCCCCUCCGCAAGAAUCCCAGAAGAAGAAGGAAAGAAGGAAGGGCAUCCCCGGCGCGCAUCUGGGCAGCUGUUUGUAGAAACAAAAAACUGGUUGGAAGAGGAAGGGGGGGCAGAGAGGGGGUGAAAAAACACAACAACAACUCUUAAGGUGGACUUGGUCUUAAGGUGGAUGGUGGUCUUUUUGCUGGGUCUUUCUUUUUAAGGUGGAUUUGACGUCAAGGUUGGAGAGGCUGGUGUGUUUUUUGGUGUGGAUUUACGCGUCUUGCAUCAGCUUGCGUUUUUGAGCUCCGGAUGGCCGGAGAUGGGUCGGUCUUCGUAGCCGGGCGGCCCAACGGGACGAGCUCUUCCUAGUGCUGGGGCUCAUUCACAAGGUCUUUAUUUUGGAGACUUGAUACCUAUUCUAUCCGCACAUUAUAUACGUGUUUUAAAUAUUGGUUUUAAUUCUCUCCCCCCACCCCACUUUCCUGGCUGCGAUAAAAAUGGGGAAAGUUUGGUAGCCGGGACUCGAACUCCCUCCCCUCCCGUCCCUUCGUAACAAUGACUAAAUCCCGGCCUUUUUACAGAAAAAGACAGCCGAUGGCCGAAGAAGAGGUGGGAGUCCAAAGCCAGAAAUUUAACUGCCGAGAGCUGGACAGGAGAGAAGUUUUGCUUUUUCAAGUUUCUAGUUCCUCUUGAUUGUCCUUGAAAGAGAGGGCUUCGGUGUCUUUCAAAACUUUAUUAUUAUUUUUAUUGUGUGUGCUUAGGGUCCCACCCCCGCUUUAACAAAGAGGGUUGGGGGGAGGCCUUCGACUCGCCUUCCCACCCCCACCCCCUUUUCAACUAUACAUAUAUUGUUGCUGUUGCUACCAAGCUCCUUCUCGCCAUUCACAAUUGAGGCCCAAACGUGGAAAGGCAUGGAGACGGUUGGGAAAUUUGAGUUCAGCAGGAAGGAUUUGAUCGGGCAUGGAGCUUUCGCCGUCGUUUUCAAAGGGAGGCACAAAGAGAAACCUGAAGUGGAGGUAGCAAUAAAAUGCAUCAACAAGAAAAACUUGGCAAAAUCCCAGACUCUCUUGGGAAAGGAAAUCAAAAUACUCAAGGAACUGAAGCAUGAAAAUAUCGUUGCCUUGUAUGACUUCCAGGAAAUGGCCAACUCUGUUUACUUGGUUAUGGAGUACUGCAAUGGUGGAGACCUGGCAGAUUACUUGCACAGUAUGAGGACCCUCAGCGAAGAUACGAUCAGACUCUUUCUGCAGCAAAUUGCCGGCGCCAUGAAGGUGCUACACAGCAAAGGGAUAAUCCACCGGGAUCUGAAACCUCAAAACAUCCUCCUUUCUUUUGUGGGGGGCAAAAAAUCAAACCCCAAUAACAUUCGCAUUAAGAUUGCUGAUUUUGGAUUUGCACGAUACCUGCAGAGCAAUAUGAUGGCUGCGACUCUCUGUGGCUCCCCCAUGUACAUGGCCCCAGAAGUCAUUAUGUCCCAACACUACGACGCCAAAGCUGACCUGUGGAGUAUUGGCACCAUCAUUUACCAGUGUCUGACUGGAAAAGCCCCCUUCCAGGCAAGCAGCCCUCAAGACCUUCGGCUCUUCUAUGAGAAAAACAAGAUGCUCAUGCCCAACAUUCCAAGGGAGACAUCAGCCCACUUGAGGCAGCUGCUGCUAGGACUCUUGCAACGGAACCACAAGGACCGCAUGGACUUUGAUGAAUUUUUCCAUCACCCUUUCUUGGAUGCAAGUGCCUCUAUGAAAAAAUCUGCUUCUGUGCCAAUGCCUUCUUAUCCGAGCUCUGGGUCUGGGAGUUCGUCCAGCAGCUCUUCCACGUCCCAUCUCGCAUCUCCUCCCUCCCUUGGAGAGAUGGCACAUCUCCCUGAGAAGGUUUUAGCCUCUCCUACCCAGCCCGGCUUCCUUCAUGGGUCGAAGGAGUCGGCUGGCGGCAGCAGCAAGAACUCCUCCUGCGACACCGACGACUUCGUCAUGGUGCCAGCCCAGUUUGCAAGUGAUAUCGCUGUGGAGGCUGCAGGAGGAAAAACUAUCCAGGACAGCCUGAUGUGUAGUGGGAGUUCCCUGGUGGCUUCAGCAGGCUUGGAAAGCCAAGGACGAACCCCAUCUCCUUCCCCUCCUUACAGCAGCUCUCCAAGCCCAUCAGGCCGGCCUGGGCAGUUUUCAUCAGGCAGCAAGCACGGGCAGUCGGUCCCCAUCCCUGUCCCCACACAGAUCCACAACUACCGCCGGAUUGAGCAGAACCUUCAGUCUCCUAAUCAAUACACUUCCCCACGGUCCGGAACAGUCAGAAGAUCAAGCAGCAGCAACAGCCCACUUGGUUUCAUGAAGGCCAGCCCUUCCCCUCCUUUUGCUGCUGGGGAGCAUGGAGCUGUCCCAACCUCCAGAAGGUUCUCCUUUGGGGGCGCGAAGCCUUACACGCCAUCCCCACAAGUUGGAACAAUUCCAGAGCAGCCUGACCAGACCGUUCUCCCUUCUCCUCCCUUUGGAACAGAGAUGAGAAGUCGGGUGCCCAUACCUGGUGCCUCAGUGCCUGACCCUUCCCCUCGAGGGAUGGGCUCCCGUCUCCACAGUGCUCCCAACCUGUCAGAUUUGCAUUCCUGCCGGCAGAAGAUUACAAAGCAGUACUCUGAUCCUCUGGUUCCCCAUUUCAACCAGGCCGCCGCAGGCCAGCCAGCACAGACACACGGCCUGCAACCUUGCCGCCCACUGAGGUCCUCGCCAAAGUUCUCUGAGUUUAUGCAGAGGAGCCCCUUGCCAACCAUAAUGGGCUCUCCAACAAAGGUCAUGCCUCCUUUUGAGUUCAACAAAACCCCAAGCUCCCAAAACCUGCUCGCCCUCCUGGCGCACCAGGGCGUCAUGAUCCCGACAAGGAACAAGACUCUGCCAGACUUGAAGGACAUGGGCCAUUUCCACUGCCAGCAGGCAGGCCUAGGAUUGAGGCCUAUGGAAGAAGCCAAGGGCAGGUCUCUCAGCACUGGUCGCCUCACUGAUCUCCUCCUCAAAGCUGCUUUUGGGGAAGCUGGAAGCAAUGACAGUUUAAACAAUGAGAAGCCCAUGGAAAUCACAGCUCCUUCUGCUGUCUGUGGAGGAAACUUACACUCUGGGGCCAGAGAUGGUGGCUCGGCAAGCCCUUCCCCAGUGGUCUUUACUGUUGGUUCCCCUCCCAGUGGGACAACCCCACCGCAGACCACCAGGACCAGAAUGUUUUCAGUGGGAUCUUCCAGCUCUCACAGUUCGGGAGGGUCUUUCAGCGGGCGGCACUUCAUCAUGAGCGCUGGCGGGGAUGUGCUCGAAGCCCCAUCAGGCAUCAGAUAUACUUUUGCCGACCCCAUCACUGCCAACCUGGAGGGAGCAGUCACCUUUGAGGCACCUGAGCUACCAGAGGAGACGCUCAUGGAACAAGAGCACACGGACAUCCUUCGCAGCCUGCGGUUCACCCUGGCCUUUGUCCACUACGUGAUGGAGAUAGCGGCCGUCAAAGGGAACACCAGCGAGAUGAGCAGCUCGGUGGCCUCCGAGUACCAGCUCCAGGAAAGCGUCGUGGCUGACCAGAUCAGCCUGCUCAGCAAAGAAUGGAGCUAUGCAGAACAGUUGGUGCUGUACUUGAAAGUAGCGGAGUUGCUGUCCGCAGGCCUGCAGAUGGCCAUAGACCAGAUCCGGGCAGGCAAGUUGUGCCUCUCCUCCACCGUCAAACAAAUUGUGAGGAAGCUCAACGAUCUGUAUAAAUCCAGUGUUUCCUCCUGCCAUUGCCUGAACAUGAGGUUGCAGAGGUGGUUAUUGGACAAGCAGAAGCUCAUGGAUCGCAUCAACAGCAUCACGGCCGAGAAGCUCAUCUUCAGCCACGCCGUGCAGAUGGUUCAGGCUGCAGCGCUGGAUGAGAUGUUUCAUCACAGAGAAGAUUGUGCACAACGAUACCACAAGGCACUGCUGCUCAUGGAGGGGCUCUUGAACAUCAUCACUGAGCAAGGCGACAUUGAGAACAUUAAUAAAUGUAAAAUGUGUAUCGAACGCCGGCUGUCGGCUCUACUAUCCGGCAUCUGUGCAUGAGGAAAAUAGCCCUUAACUCUGCAGGUGAUCAUUUUCCGUCUCCAAGCACCUGCUACCAAGAUGGCAAAGCACUGUAUGAGCAAGCCCAUCGGCAACGAAUUUAUCGGACGUCCAUGGCGGUUUCCCUGUUUUGGCGUCCUUCGAGGAGAACUUCCCCUGGGUCGGACAUGGAAUUGCUACAAUCUUUUUGUGUGUGUGUGUGUGUGGUCACAAUACAAACCGGGGAAAGAUGGUUGUUGAUACGGAAGGCUUGUUCCCCUUGCCCCAACUCACCAUCUGGUGGGAAACAGCUGGAUAAAAAAGGAGAAGGCUCAAGCCCUCCUUUCAUGCCUGUUUUCAGAGAGCAGGGUUGCUGUUGAGCUGGCCUUGCCUGGAGCACUGAGGUCCACUGCUGGCGGUGAAUGAUCCAGACGUUUCUGCUCUUGGAAUGAAAGAGGUUUCUCCGGAAGAGGGAGUGUCCCUAUUGGCCAGUUCUGCAAUCCAAGCCCUCGUCUGCUGAUAGCCAAUCACUUGGGAGCACUGUUCCUACUACGCCUCUCAUUGCUUGCCGUACGGGAAGAGCAACAGCGGUUAUGUGGCAGGCGUGGAAGCCAGAAGCUCACCUUGCUCUGAGAAAUCAUUACGUUAUUUUUCCCCCACUGCAAUGCUGGAAAUCUUGAGUUCAGAGUCCCUCACCUACAUGACAGACAGAAGCAGGGUGGGUGGGGUUGGAAGCCGUUCCUUUCCUACGUGGACAUGGGCAGAGCUAAAGAGAGCUUGUCUAUCCAGACUGGAGCACUGGGACUUGGACUCCACACUCUCUUGCUUUGGUCUCAAGCAGCCAAAAUGUUUUUUCUUCGCCCAAAAGGGAGUCGUUCAAUAGAUGCAUGCUUGCCAGCCCUCUCCUCCCAUGGCCUGCGUCUAAGCAUGAGAAAGCAUCUGUGCUGCUCUUGGCUGUUGCCCAGAUAAGCAAUCCCUCCUCCCAGAAGGGUGGGAAGCAAUAUAAGAAAAACACACAUAACACGCAUACUAGCUUUGUGAAUCAAAGGAGCACUUUACGGACAACAUGAACCUGAGCUUUGGAUACUUGGCAGCCCCGCAGUGAUCCAAAAACGUCGCAACUUCUAGGAAUGCUGUUCCCCUGCCCUCCCAUUGCCUCACGCGUUGUUGGUUGUUUGUCUGUUGGGUGGUUGUCGUGGUUGUUUUAAAAGAAAUUGCACUACAAGUGUGUAUGUGUUUUUGUGCGCGUGUGUAUACAUAUUCAUAUAUAUUACCACGUUAAUAUAUAUUAAUAUGUAUAUGGUAUAUAAUAUAUAAUGUCACUCUAUGUGUUAACUGUACUGUAUUUUAUGCUUGUGAGGAGAAAAAGAAAAUUAACAAUCAAGCAGUCUAUGUCCUUUUCAUGACCAGCGGCGCUAGCGUGAAAAAAAAUUCAGUACCAUUUUGUCUUUUCCUUUUUUAAAAAAACAGAUGUGCUGUUUGGAGGUCCAGGUUUUUUGAAAACUCAAGGAUGAGGUCUUGAUAUUGUGCAUGCUUCAUUCCUGCCCCCUCCAUUGUUUAUAAAAACAAAUCCCCCCUUUUUUUGGCUGUUGUUAACCUUUUCAAAGUUUUCUCUCUCUUCCCCACCUCGAUUUAAGGCGACUAAGCAGCCAAAGAGAAAGAGGAGGCACACACUGUGUGUGUGUUUCGUGUAGGGCUGUGCUUUGUGUGUGUGUGUGCAUUUAGGCUUGGGGGUGUUGUGGCUGCAAGCAAAUGCCUGAUAGGCUACCUUUUUUGAGUGAUGUCCUUCACGCCCCGCCCCCCGGCCCUUGUGCAUGGUUUUAAUGCAGCUGAUCCAGUCUGCAGCUUUAUUUUGUCUGUGCUGGGCAAGAAAGCAUCCUUGGCAGACAAAACCUGGAUUUCAGGCUUUUGUUUGGUUUUGUUUUUCAAAGAGUGGGUCAAGUAUAUCUAUUUGCACAUGGUUUGCUUUUCAUCACUUGUGUGUAUCCCCCCCGAAAAUAUGUAAGGAACAGCCGUACUGACUUUGGAAACCCUGUUUCAAAGCUCCUUGCAAUAGGUGUCGCCCAGUGGGUGGGGAAUCAUUUCUCACACUCACCCCUCCAUGUGUUCAAUCAGCACAUUUUGAUGGAAUCUGUCGCUUGCCCCAGCCCUUCUGCAUGGCUUCUCUUAUCUUCCGCUUCUAUGGCAACUCAGCAGUGCCUAGCACAAAGGAAAGAUCCUCUGUCCUUCUGAUAUGAUACCAAUUUCAUAAAGGCUUGUCACUUGUAGUUAUGGAGCCGGUGGUUGCUUGUGAAAGGCGUUCUAGGCUGGUACGAUUCACCCUGUAGUAUUCCACACACUCACACCCCGAGUUUGAUUUGAAGUUCCUUAGGGUGUUACUGUGCACCUACAAGUCUUUCCUUAGCUUGGCAAUGCAUGUAGUAGGAAUCCUACGCGAAGCAUUUCAACGUGGGAUGACCCCCCCCCGUCCUCCUUUGCAAGGACUGACAGUGGCAGAAGGGAGAUCAGAGGCCUCACAAGUUGUCUCCCAACAGCAAACGGGCCACUUGGGCACCAUCUUCCCUGUUAUUGUGAGACCCGUAUUGUAUUUCUAUUUAAAUUAAAUUUAAAUUUCUAGAUUUGCAUGUAUAUUACCCCAUGCAAAUGUUAUGUCCUCUAUUGCCCUAUUGGGUUCGGUACGGUUGGCAGUGCAUUUUAUCUUUUUGGCAAUGCCACAGUGAUCACCCUAGCAUGCAAAUGUGCAUGUGUGCGCGCGCACACACACACACACACACCCCUCUCGGGCUCCAUUCAUUCUGACACCUGCCUGCCAAACAAAACUGGUCACGACGAGUGCCUGCAACAAUGCCAGAGGCAGAGUGGGGGAACAGAACCAGUAGAUAAAAGCAGAGACUCAAAUCACCCCCACGAUGUGCUUCUUUCUUCCUUCGUUCCUACUUUUAUCAUUUGCAUCCUUUCCCAAGUUCUCAUGUUUCCCCACUGCCUGAUAAUUCUGCUUUUCCUCGCAAAAACAUAGGCUGCUAAUGCUGGGCAUUUCAAGUCAUCCCAAGGUGUCGCUUGAUCUUUUGAGUUUUAAACCAUUCAUCUGAGUUUGCAUCUGUUUUCAUAUAAACAGGAUGGCAGUUGUGCACGUGUGUGUGUGUUGCAAUUAGCACCAUCUUAGAAAAUGCAUGCUCUUCAAAUUUUUAAAAGAACUUUUUUAAUAAUAAUAACAACAACAACAACAACAACCCAUGUUGCCCAGUGAAUUUGAGGGUGCUUUUCCCCAGUCGAUCAAGAGGUUUUCAAGCUGUUCAUCUAGCUCCUUGAUCAUCCCUAAUCAGCCGACCCUCUUACAUCCCUUGCGACGAGAUCUCUGACAGCCUUGGAGUUGGUUCUGUAGAAAAAGGUCCACUGGACCCAGGUGAGAGCGAAACAGACAAGCGGAACCAUAACAGCAUGGCAGCCUUAAGAGAAAGAAAUCGGUUCACACCACUGGAGAUGCUUGUGAACCAGGUUCAGUGCCUGCCAGCAUGGAGGAUCCUUGAGAAGCUGCUGUGGUCCUCGCCUGCUCAGGCCUGCUCCCAUCUUUCCUCCAGUCAGUGCCAGGCACCCAGGCCUUUGUGGGGGCUGCCAAGUUUAAUUCCAUUGGGUUCACCCUCCUGCAUAGGGACCCACAGACCUAGGAGAGGGUCCCAUCACCCCAGCCAUCGUUUCUUGCUCUUCCGGACUCCCUAGUACUCAAGCCAGUAGCUUUGCUCCAAGGUUCGCUUCGCAAAGAAACUACCUUUUCCUUCCCAGCUGUUUCUGAAAGGCAGUUCUUUAGAAGCCAGCUUUCAAAAGCCGUGGGGUUUAACACAGCCACCUAUUCUCUGCCAGCUCUGCAUUUAACUUUCCAGCUGUACGUAGUUACUUGAAUGUAUCAAAAGUUGUCCACAACCAUCCUAGUUGCUCUCCCCAUGUCCUUCACAUCACACACAAAAAAAGAUUAUGUGGUUUACAGAACUUCGAUAGAUAGAUAGAUAGAUAGAUAUAGAUAUAUUUUCCUCAAUACUUGAAAUUUAGCCACUGCGCUUGGAUUACAAAUAGUAGAGGCAAGCUAUCUCUUUUUGCCACCAUGUGGGUGAUUUUAAUAUUAUUUUUCAAUCUUAAAACUGCACGCAAGCAUGAAACGUCAGGUGGGUGGGUUUGUGUUUGUGUGCUUUUGUUUUGCUUUCGGUGGGAAAACUAGUAUUUAUUGCUUUUUUAAGGAAUAGAAGAGAGGUUUGGGAAAGAGAGCAAGGAAACCAAGCAGAUGUGGCUAAUCCAGUCUAUUCACUCUCAUUCAUGGAUUUGUUACUGUCUCAGCGUCCCGUUUGUAGCGUCCUCACUAGAUUUCAAGGAACCUCAGCCCUGAUAACGUGUAUGUGAGAAAGUGUGCUGUAUGGGGGUUUUUCCCCCACAUGGUUAUGCUUGAUAACUUUUGUUGGUUGUUAUUUUUUAAAAUUUCAUGUUGUGUGACUUUUUUUGUUUUGUUUGUUCUUGCUUUAAAUUGUACAAUGCCGACUUAAGAAAAUAAACUGAUUUUUAAUUGUU
Podarcis muralis (Common wall lizard) is the source of this 8912-nucleotide messenger RNA. RefSeq names its product unc-51 like autophagy activating kinase 1 (gene ULK1). Gene Ontology annotation, biological process: piecemeal microautophagy of the nucleus; peptidyl-serine phosphorylation; reticulophagy. The record is from RefSeq and is a predicted model, not a curated record. NCBI's taxonomy places the organism in Eukaryota, Metazoa, Chordata, Lepidosauria, Squamata, Lacertidae. Gene Ontology annotation, cellular component: autophagosome; cytoplasm; cytosol. Gene Ontology annotation, molecular function: protein serine/threonine kinase activity; ATP binding.